Messenger RNA from Schistosoma mattheei, 924 nucleotides. The record is from the annotation of a GenBank genome assembly. Lineage: Eukaryota; Metazoa; Platyhelminthes; Trematoda; Strigeidida; Schistosomatidae.
AUGGAUCCUUCUCUGAAUUAUCCUCAAAUCUACAAAGCUCUUAGCAUUGAUGUUAAGAAGAAAUUAAGCGAGAUAAAUAAGUGCGACGAACAGGCUACUGACUAUGCUAGUUUAGCGGCAGUCUUUUUACUGGGCAAAGCAAAAUGUGAAUUCGCUGCUAAAAAUCUGACUUCUGAAGCAUCAACAUUAUUUACAGCUGCAAAAUAUUUUAUACAAGCUGAUGAUAAAUUGGUUUCAACUAAUUCUAUUAAUUAUGAGGAUAAUUUAAAUUGCGCGAUUCUUUGUUUAUUAAGAGCAGCAAGAAUCUAUGAAUUGAAUGAACUUUUCACAUUAGCGACAAACGUUUACAUUUAUCUGGUGGAUACGUUAAUGAGACGAUAUAAAUUUCAUCAAUCUAUACCUUAUAUAAAACGAUCUAUAGAAAUUGUAUCCAAAGAUAUACUAUUAAGUUUAGAAUUAUAUAAACGUUUAAGUUAUUGUCAAUUAUAUAUACAUGAUUGGCCUGGUGCAUUAUAUACUUUUAUAUGUAUACAAAAUUUAACAAGAAAAGAAUUGACAUUGAAUUCAUUUGAUCUAUAUAUACAAUAUUGGAGUAUAUCUGAAAUAUUUCGAGUAUUACUUAUACUUCUAUGUAUGCCUUCCUAUAGAUUACAUAAUCUUGAUUCAUCGGAUUAUUCUUUAAAACAAUAUGAUAUUAUUGUAACUGAUGAAAAAGUUGAAGAUUUAUUCAAAUUAUCUACAUUGAAUUCUGUUUACAUGGAUAAUAAUUUAUUUAUUCUAUUACAGUCUUUUGUGUUGGCACAUCAAUCAAAAGAUAUUUUAGAAUUAGAAUCACUUUCAGUUAUGCUUCAAUCAUUUGUAAAUUUGGAACAGCGUGAAUUAAUUAGUUUAAUUCUUCGUGAAAUAAUUGUGGUUACAUCGUGA